Molecule: messenger RNA, 1958 nt
Organism: Gaeumannomyces tritici R3-111a-1
Lineage: Eukaryota; Fungi; Ascomycota; Sordariomycetes; Magnaporthales; Magnaporthaceae
Exons: 3
Coding region: 183-1745 (520 amino acids)
Cellular component (GO): cytosol
Molecular function (GO): 3'-5'-DNA exonuclease activity
Source: RefSeq, a predicted model, not a curated record
CUAUGAUUGAUGUAGUAUGCACAAGUACAUUGUAACCUGCCCCGGGAACUCUGUAGGUGGAGCUGGGCGAGUUCCUUGCAGCCUGUUGGUACUAAUGGGGCUCUGAUGACUCUUCAGCCCGUCCAUAAAGCGAAGCUGAUAUCCACUGGGUACCUUCAGUGGAACAUAAAAGCAAACAAAGAAUGAGGGCUUGGUCUCGCACCUUCGUGAACCGACACCCCCUCAUAUCGCCGAUAUCAGCCCGCCCCUGCCUUGUGCCUUGGCGCCUCUAUAGUGGCCGCCAGCUCCAGCACGCCAUGGCCGCUGAACAGCCCCCCGCUAAGGCGCCUUAUAAGCCCAGAUAUGUCGAUAUCGGCAUCAACCUCGCAGACCCCAUCUUUAGGGGUCGGUCCGGCGGCAAGCAGCGGCACCCGGACGACCUGCACGCCGUCGUCCAGCGCGCCAGGGACGUCGGCUGCACCAAGCUCAUUGUCACGGGCUCCAGUUUCAGGAGCUCCAGGGACGCCCUGAAGCUCGCCGACGAGUUCCCCGGAACCGUCUACUCCACCGCCGGGAUUCACCCCUGCUCCAGCGCCAUCUUCGGGCCUCAGCACCCCCACCACCACGAGGCCGCCGACGAGGAGCACACGGCCGCCUGCGACCCGGAUCUGUCCAAGCCCGUGGCCGACGAGCACGAGCCGGACCUGGCCCGUUCCGCCCAGAUCAUUGCCGACCUGCGCGCCCUGGUCCGCAGCGGCAGCGCACCAACUGAUAAGGGUAGCAGCAGCGGUAGCAGCGGGCCGCACCGCCUGGUCGCCUUUGGCGAGUUCGGCCUCGACUACGACCGCCUGCACUUCUGCCCCAAGUCUCUGCAGCGCCACUCCUUCGCCGCCCAGCUCGAGCUGGUCGCCUCGCUCGCCUCGCCCACAUCAUCGUCCCCGGACGACGACGACAACGACAACGACAACGACAACGACGACGGCGGCCCGCCCCAGCCCCUGGCCCUGCCGCUGUUCCUGCACAGCCGCGCCGCCCACCGCGACUUCGUGUCGGCCCUGACGGCCGCCUUCGGCCCGCGGCUAGAGCGCCUGCCGCGGGGAGGGGUUGUGCACAGCUUCACGGGCACUGCCGAGGAGGCGCGCGAGCUGACGGCCGACCUGGGCCUGUACCUGGGCAUCAACGGCUGCAGCUUCAAGACGGCCGAGAACUGCGACGUCGUCAGGGACUUGCCGCUCGACCGCCUCAUGAUCGAGACGGACGGGCCCUGGUGCGAGGUCAGGCCCAGCCACGAGGGGUGGAGGUACCUAGUCGAGCACUAUGCCGGGGUCAGGGCCCGGGAGGAGAAGGAGGCCGAGGAGAAACAGGCGGUGGCAGUAGCGGAGCAAGCUGCUCGGGCAGAGGCAGAGGCAGAGGUGGUGGCGGUGGCAGCUGACGGCGGUGGCGCUGAUGGGGGCUCGGGGCAGCAGACGCCAUCAUCUGCAGCGCCCUCGGCAAAUGGCGAUGCUCGACGGCCGCCAAGGAAAAAGAAGCCGCAGCAGCAGCAGCAGGCCGGUAAGAAAAAUCAGAAGGUGUCAGAGGUUCCCGAGCGCUUCAAGUCAGUCAAGAAGGAGAAGUGGGAGGAGGGCGCCAUGGUCAAGAGCCGCAAUGAGCCCUGCAACAUUGAGCGCAUCGCCAUCAUUGUCGCCGGCAUCAAAGGCAUAUCCGUCGAGCAGGUGACCGAGACUGCCUGGGCAAACACGAUCAAGAUGUUUGGACUAGACGAAUAGACAGACGUUGAGACUUCUGAUAGACGCAGCCAUAGAUGCAGUAUAUGAGCCCACUGACGCGGAUUCGCCUCCAGCGGUUUUUCGCAAAUGAGCGGCCAUUACAACCUAGGUUGUGGGAGCAGGGACAAGCAAGGUGUCUGUCUUCAAGGGCAAGUAAGUUGGUAGCCGUGUCACGCCGCCUGGGAUCCCACCUAGUCUCCCCACGAAGUUUUC